Molecule: messenger RNA, 2977 nt
Organism: Aspergillus heteromorphus CBS 117.55
Lineage: Eukaryota; Fungi; Ascomycota; Eurotiomycetes; Eurotiales; Aspergillaceae
Gene: nip1
Product: translation initiation factor eIF3 core subunit c
Exons: 2
Coding region: 78-2681 (867 amino acids)
Biological process (GO): translational initiation
Cellular component (GO): eukaryotic translation initiation factor 3 complex
Molecular function (GO): translation initiation factor binding; RNA binding; translation initiation factor activity
Source: RefSeq, a predicted model, not a curated record
CACCGAUACACGCCGGCAGAUACGGCCCUCGAUUUCCGCGUUUCCCCCCGAUUUCCAGCAUCAGAACACCCGCAAACAUGUCGCGUUUCUUCUACGGUGGCGGUAGCGACAGCGACAGCGAGAGCAGCUCGUCCGAUGAGGAGCUCUACAGCGAUCGCGAGGAGGCGGAGGAGCAGUCCGAGGAGGAGUCCAGCGAGGAGGGAGAGGAGGAUUCGGACGUCGACUCCUCUGACGAGGAGGAGGGCAAGACCGGUGCCAACCGUUUCAUGAAGAAUGUUUCCGAAAGCGAAGAGAGCGAGGACGAGGAGCGGGUAACGGUCGUCAAGAGUGCCAAGGACAAGCGGCUGGAGGAGCUCGAAAGCACCGUCAAGUUGAUCGAAAACGCCGAGAAGAUCAACGACUGGGCGGUCAUCUCGACAGAGUUCGACAAGCUGAACCGUCAGAUCGUCAAGGUCGCCCAGUCCGGUCCUACCCCGAGAGUCUACGUCAAGGCCGUCGCGGACCUCGAGGACUUCGUCAACGAGACCGUCGCCAAGCAGAAGUCCAGCAACAAGAAGAUGAACGCCAGCAACGCCAAGGGAUUCAACAUGGUCAAGCAGCGUAUCAAGAAGAACAACAAGGACUACGCCGCCCAGAUCGACAAGUACAGGCAGAACAAGGAUGGCUACAUGGACGCCAAGGAGGAGGUCGCCCGCCCCGUCGCCGCUGCCCCUCGCCUGACCAAGAUCGAGCGCUUCGAGGCCGCCCCUGCUGCUGCUGAGAUCGGUGGAGACGAUGGCUUCGCGACCGUCGGUCGUGGCGGCAAGACCCUCCAGUACACUCCCGAGAGCAUCCUGAAGCACCUCCGUGUCAUCGUCGAGUCCCGCGGAAAGAAGAACACCGACCGUCUCGAGCAGAUCCGCACGAUGGAGAAGCUCCUCGAGGUUGCCCAGUCCCCCUACCAGCGCAUCCGUGUCUACCUCACCCUGAUCUCCACCCGCUUCGAUCUCACCUCCUCCUCCACCAGCAACUACAUGGCCGUGGACCAGUGGAAGCUCGCCGAGCAGGAGUUCGCUACCCUCCUGUCCGUUCUCGAGAACAACCGCGACCACGUCGUGACCGAGGGUGCCGAGGAGUGGGAGGACGACGAGAAGCAGCCCACCGUCGCCCCCGGCGAGGUUCUUCACAUCUCCGGCAGCAUCGUCUCGUACAUCGAGAGACUGGACGAUGAGCUCACCCGCUCCCUGCAGCACAUCGACCCCCACACCGCCGAGUACAUCGACCGCCUCAGCGACGAGAAGCAGCUGUACACCAACCUGGUGCGCACCCAGGUCUACACCGAGGGUCUCACUAAGGCGGAGAAGAGCGACCCCAGACAGGACAGCCUGAACCGGGUGGUCAUGCGCAGACUCGAGCACAUCUACUUCAAGCCCUCCCAGGUCGUCACCAUCCUCGAGGAAGGUACCUGGAAGACCCUUCCCUCGGAGCUGGACACCAACAUCACCCCCCGUGGCGACACGGGCGAUGUGACCAACCUGGUACAGGUCCUGUGCAACUACCUGUUCAAGCACAGCGACGGCAUCAUCCGGGCCCGUGCCAUGCUGUGCCAGAUCUACUUCCUCGCUCUGCACGACCAGUACUACCGCUCCCGUGACCUGAUGCUCAUGUCCCACCUUACGGAGAACAUCGCCAACUUCGACGUCAGCACCCAGAUCCUGUUCAACCGCACCCUCGUCCAGAUCGGUCUCUGUGCCUUCCGCGCCGGACUUGUCUACGAGGCCCAGAUCACCCUCUCCGAGAUCUGCGGCAGUGGCCGUCAAAAAGAGCUGUUGGCCCAGGGUAUCAUCAUGCAGCGCUACUCCACCGUCACCCCCGAGCAGGAGCGUCUGGAGCGCCAGCGCCAGCUGCCCUUCCACAUGCACAUCAACCUGGAGCUCCUGGAGUGCAUCUACCUCACGUCGAGCAUGUUCCUGGAGGUGCCCCUGAUGGCGCAGACCUCGUCCUCCCCCGAGCUGAAGCGCCGCAUCAUCUCCAAGACCUUCCGUCGUAUGCUGGACUACAACGAGCGCCAGGUCUUCACGGGUCCCGCCGAGAACACCCGUGACGGCGUGAUCAUGAGCGCCAAGUUCCUCGCGGCCGGCGACUGGAAGAAGGCCGCCGAGAUGCUCAACUCCAUCAAGAUCUGGGAUCUGAUGCCCCAGCCCGGCAAGAUCAAGGAGAUGCUGUCCCAGCAGAUCCAGGAGGAGGGCCUGCGCACCUACCUCUUCACCUACGCCCCCUUCUACGACAGCCUCUCCAUCGCCUCCCUGGCCACCAUGUUCGAGCUCCCCGAGAAGAAGAUCUCCGCCAUCAUCAGCCGCAUGAUCUCCCACGAGGAGCUGGCCGCCGCCCUCGACCAGGUCAACGACGCCAUCGUCUUCCGCAAGGGCGUCGAGCUCUCCCGUCUCCAGUCCCAGAUCGUCACCCUGGCCGACAAGUCGAUGAACCUGCUGGAGUCCAACGAGAAGACUCUCGAGCAGCGCACCCAAGGCAUGGCCAACGCCUUCCAGCGCGAUCAGGGCGCCGGCGCCCGUGGUGGCCGUGGCCGCGGAGGCGGCGGCCAAGCGCGUGGCGGUGCCAGAUUCCCCGGUGGCCAACAAGGCCGUCGGCCGGGUGGUCAGCAGUUCGGCGGUGGUGCUUUGGGCGGUGCCAUCAAGGCUUAAGCUUUAAAAAUGAUUCUUUAAUGGCAAUUCAUUGAUUUCUUUUUUCAUGGUUCUAAUGCUCGUCUCCCUCUCUCCCUCUCUCCCUCUCUCUCCUGGAAAUUUCACCGCGUAUGAUUCCAUGUGCUCUUUCCCCCCCAUGGUCGAGCAUUUUUUUUUUUCUUGUUUGGCUGGGCGGGCGAUUUAGGUCCGUUUCUGGUUUAUUUACUACUGUUGUCAUGCAUAUCGUACUUUUUACCUAUCCGCAGAUGAAUAUUACGUUUGGAAUGAACGAGAAUAGAGAAUAGAGAAUAGACAAG